AUGGCGGAAACCGUGCCGUCCACGCCGGUGACCAGCCACCUCGAUGAGGGGGGAAACCAAGCGCCGAGAACGCGCCCGAAGAGGAGCGGCCUGAGCUGGCUUUGCUCCGUGUUCGGCCUCGUCCUGCUCAAGAUCGUCUUUGCGAUUGCCAACAUCCUGCUUCCGGUCAUCUUGGUGGCCCAGAUGAUGUUGCUGGACAACGUGAUGCUUCAGCAGCACUCUUGGGCAGCCCUGGAGUGGAUUUGGAUUCUGCUGCUCGUUCAGAUGGCUCUGCUCUUCCACCUCUGCGGGACUGCGCUCAACGGCGGCCGCGGCCGAGAGGCCCGCACCGGCGGAUUGCAGUGGAUUACCUACUGCUGGCUUAUAGCGGCCACAGGGGGAAUCCUCUUCUUCGACACGCUCCCGAUGCUCCGCUACAUGCAGGGGAUGGGUGGUGACAGCCUUCUAGUAGAGUUGGUCAGCCCGAGGAGCGUCAUGACAGUCAUGUGGCUCACUCCGCUUUUCUACUCCGUGCUUGCAUUCGGGUCCUUGCGACAAGUCUUCGCGGCUCGAGGGGACAGCACGUUGAUGGACGGCCGACGGCAGCGCAGAAGGAGGCAAGACUAUGCCACCCUCGAUGCGGCGCUGUUGUUGGACAUGGUUUGGCACGUCGUCAUUGAUAUGAUCGACAUCGUCAACAUGAUGUUCCUGGACUCGCCCGAAAGUGGAGAGGGGUCUUCUACACGCUUUCUCUCCCAGUCGCACCCGGUCGAGGUACAGCAAAUCAAGCUCGCUGCGGGCACAUUCAUCAUCAUGGCGCUCUUCUUCCAUCAGCAGUCCUAUCCCAGCGUUGCCUACCAGGGUGGCUCGAAUACCUCGAACAAGAGCCAGGAGCUAGCUGCCCCAGACGUGGUGAAGGCACGAAAGCGUUCUGCCAUCAUCAGCAUCCUUCUCGUCGACCUGCCAUUUUUCACGAUCAGGACCUACAUCUACGUCUUGGCCCUGUCGAUUCCAGAAAAACAGGUGGUCUUCCUGGAGGGUCAGGAAGUGCCGCGGCCGCAGCUGGACAAAUGGUGGGUGAAGAACGUCCUCUGCAUGAUGCUUCAGGCCAUGCAGUUGCGCUUCGUGCAGCAGGCCGAGUCAGAGCGAUCUCAGAGCCUGCGCUGGUGGGACCUUCGACGACAGGGCGAUGCGGCGGCAGCAACAGCCAGCUUGAGGAAGAUCGACUACGAUGCCCACCUCCACAAUGCCAUGGCGACUUAUGGCCCCGUGGGCGACCAUCCAAACAAGCUGGAGUACGCCUUCGCCGAGCUGGCGGCCUACAGCGACACCAUGACGCUGUCGCCCAGCUCUGAGGUGAUCAGUCCUCGAGCAUCCGUCGUUUCUCUCGACGCGGACGAAGACCAUGAUCACCACGAAAGCGGAGAUUUGGCGGCCAAAACGCCCUCCGCGGCGCACCACAGCUCGAGGUGCCGUUGCUGCCGGAGAUGUUGUCGUGGGUGCUGGAGCAAAUCAGGCACUUCCUUCAACAUCUUUUGCCACACGAUGAUGGGCCUGGUCUUAGGAUGGCUCAUUGCAAAGGUGGACUUCGGGCAGCUUUUUACCGACAUGGUCGUUGGACAUGGGCUGGCUGCAUCCCAGUGA
Messenger RNA from Symbiodinium natans, 1623 nucleotides. NCBI's taxonomy places the organism in Eukaryota, Dinophyceae, Suessiales, Symbiodiniaceae. The record is from the annotation of a GenBank genome assembly.